GAGGCUGGGCCUGGGGUGGAGAUGGGAGAGGCCAUCCGCGGCAUCCUCCUACGCGGCAGUGUGGCUUCAGAAGCUCGUGCUCUCUGUCUCCGCGCAGGCCAAGGUUGUGGCCGGAUCUGAUGCGCCGGCGACGCGGCCGGAGUUGGGGAGUGGCAUAGCUCCUACGACGGACGGCGUCCCUGUCACAGCUCCCGCUCGUCCUCAUCUGCGGCAUCGCCGUCUGAACGGGAGGGGAGGAAUCACGGCUGUUGGUCCACUUCUCUAUUCCUUCCUUCCACAAGCACAAGACGGCGCUUCAGUUGGAUUGGAUCCCUUUGCUUCGCGGGCCUAAAAACUCGUCAUUAACCACUGGAGUACGGCAUUCGCCAGCGGCCGAGUGAUGGCAGCAACCUUCUCCUUUGCCCGUGUGGUUGCUCUCUUCUUCCUGGUCGCUGCCCAUCCCCAUGGAUGCUGCGGCUGCGGUUAUCUGCCUGAUCUGUUCUGCUACCCACCUCCACCACCUGCCCCCACCACCAAUGUCCCCGCCACCAACGUCCCUGCAUCCAAUAUCCCCGCCCCCAACUCCAACUCCAGCUCCGACGAGGGCUGGCUCGAUGCCCGGGCCACCUGGUACGGCGCUCCCAAUGGCGCCGGCCCCUACGACAACGGUGGUGCUUGCGGGUUCAAGAACGUCAACUGGCCGCCUUUCUCGUCGAUGACGUCGUGCGGCAACCAGCCCAUCUUCAAGGACGGCAAGGGGUGCGGCUCAUGCUACCAGAUCAGGUGCGUGGCCCAUCGUGCCUGCUCCGGCGUCCCGGAGACGGUGAUCAUCACGGACAUGAACUACUACCCGGUCUCCCGCUACCACUUCGACCUCAGCGGCACCGCCUUCGGCGGCAUGGCCAAGUACGGCCGCCACGACGAGCUCCGCCACGCCGGCAUCAUCGACAUGCAGUUCAAGAGGGUGCCCUGCCAGUACCCGGGGCUAACGGUGACGUUCCGGGUGCAGCACGGGUCCAACCCCAACUACCUGGCGAUCCUGGUGGAGUACGAGGACGGCGCCGGCGACGUGUCGCAGGUGGACAUAAUGGAGUCGCGGCUGCCGGACAGGGCGCCGACGGGGUACUGGACGCCGAUGAGGGAGUCGUGGGGCUCCAUCUGGCGCCUGGACAGGCUCCGCCCGCUGCAGGGGCCCUUCUCGCUGCGCGUCACCGACGAGUCCGGCAGGUCGCUCGUCGCCGACCAGGUCAUCCCGGCCUACUGGCAGCCCAAUGCCGCCUACAGAUCCCUGGUCCAGUUCGAUGAGACGUUGCCCAUGUCGCUUGUCACAUCCGCUGCCACGAGCCGUCCUCGUCUUGUUCUACCUAUGAUGUAUUCGGCGGCGCUUACGUAUGUGUGGCCUUGUGUGCGUUGGAUACUGGCCGUGUGAUCAUCUGCACUGCACUGCAGGAAGAAGAAACAAAAGAUUGAACCUGGAGUAUGGUUGUCUCUGUUGUAGUAGUAUGUGAGUAGGAAAGAAAGCUUGUGUUUA
Messenger RNA from Triticum aestivum (bread wheat), 1510 nucleotides. Its product is annotated as expansin-B3. Gene Ontology annotation, cellular component: extracellular region. Gene Ontology annotation, biological process: sexual reproduction. Lineage: Eukaryota; Viridiplantae; Streptophyta; Magnoliopsida; Poales; Poaceae. The record is from RefSeq and is a predicted model, not a curated record. The transcript is spliced from 4 exons. The coding region runs from base 380 to 1408 and encodes 342 amino acids.